AUGGUCUGCAUCAUCGUAAUCGCGAUUUCGCUGGAAGUUUGUGUGCUUGCGUUGUUUUACGUGGUGCACAGCUACUACUUGCUUGAUGGACGCGUAAAUAUGAGCGAGAAAACGAGACGCCUGCAGAAGCAGCUUCUUAAUGCAAUGGUUUGGCAGGUGUUCGUCCCAUUUGCAACCAUUGCCGGCCCCUGGGGCCUGGGUGCCGUUAUUGUCGUGAAGCGCAUACAUACCAAUCCGCUAGUGCUACAACUUUUUGUUUACAUUGACGGCGUCCAUGGGACGCUUUCAUCUCAUGGCACGUUGUGCGUGCUUCAGCCAGCAAAG
Messenger RNA from Mesorhabditis spiculigera, 324 nucleotides. The record is from the annotation of a GenBank genome assembly. Lineage: Eukaryota; Metazoa; Nematoda; Chromadorea; Rhabditida; Rhabditidae.